AUCACGUGAGGCCCGGCUUUAUAGAGUUCCAGGGAAAUCACUGCCCUCGCACACUCACCUUGGCACACUCGCCCUCGCACGCUCGGGCCCGGGAGCGGCUCCGCGGUCCCGCUCCCCUUCCCGUCCACCCGAUCACCCCCACCAUGGCCCUCGGACCCCUCAAGUUCAAGGAUCUGGGCGAGGAGGAGGAGGAGGAGGAGAAGAACCUGGACAGCGUCAAGGCACUGACGGCCAAGCUGAAGCUGCAGACCCGGAGGCCGUCGUACCUGGAGUGGGCGGCCCGGGUGCAGAGCCGGGCUUGGCUGGAGGGAGGGUCCGGGCAGGGGUCCCCGGGGGAGAGGCAGGCCACGGCCUCGGGGGGCAUCUGUGGCUUCGACACCAUGGACGACGCCCUGCGAUGGCUCCGGAACGAGCUGCGGGAGAUGCAGACCCAGGACCAGCAGCUGGCCCAGCGGCUGAUGCGUCUUCGUGGCCAGAUCCACGGGCUGAAGGUAGAGCAGGUGUGCCGGCGUCACAAGGAGCUGCUGGACGAGGCCACGUUCGGGCUGGAGGGCUGCCAGGAGGAGGACUCGGACCUGCUCUGCACCAUCCCACCCCGGGCCGCCUUCCUCCUCUCCACCCCGCUCAAGCACAUCGGCCUCACCCGCAUGAACAUCAACUCCCGCCGCUUCUCCCUGUGUUGAGGGGGUGCCCCCGCGGGGGCACCAGGGGGUGGGAGGGAAGGGGAGCCCACCACCCUCCCCCAACUCCCAGGACCCUCCGC
This is a messenger RNA of Ornithorhynchus anatinus (platypus), 763 nucleotides long. It is a transcript of the gene FAM167B, whose product is annotated as family with sequence similarity 167 member B. Bases 144 to 683 code for a protein of 179 amino acids. The record is from RefSeq and is a predicted model, not a curated record. Lineage: Eukaryota; Metazoa; Chordata; Mammalia; Monotremata; Ornithorhynchidae. The transcript has 2 exons.